UCCACUGCCUGGUUUUAUUGCGUCAUACGUAACUGGCGACGAGUUUUAUCGAUAUUUCACUAAUAAUAGUUAGAUUCAUAGUGAUAAAUACGUUUCAAAGUCUUUAUUGGGAACAUGCCUUACGGAAAAAUUGAAAGUUUCGAUUUGUCAUCGCGAAAGUGGACGAUAUACGUAAAUCGUGUAAAACAAUUUAUCGCCUUGAACGAAAUUAAAAAUUCUCUGCAUGUUGCCACGUUAAUAACCGUAGUUGGAGAACCAACCUACGAUUUGAUGUGUGAUUUGUGCGCGCCCGAUAAACCGGAGGAUAAAACGUUCGACGUACUGGUUGAAAUAGUAAAGAAGCAUCUAGAACCCAGGCGUUCGGAAAUCGCAGAACGGCAUAUCUUUCGUCAGCGGCGACAAAAGCCGGGUGAAGAUUUGAGUUUGUAUUUACAAACCCUUAAACAUCUGGCUAGUACGUGCAAUUUUGCUGAAAAAUUGGAAGAAAACUUAAGAGACCAGUUCGUCUCGGGGCUUGUUAACGACGAGAUGCGAAGUCGUAUAUUCGCGGAAACGGACUUGAACUACAAGAGGGCAGUGGAAUUGGCGCUGGCGCUGGAGGCGGCGGAGCGGCACGCGGAGGCAAGCGGCUCGGGCGGCACGGCGCCGGGCGCGGGCCCGCACGGCGCGGCGGUCGCGGGUGGCGCCGGCGCGGCUCCUGUACAGGUGCAUAAGCUGGACGCGGCGGACAGCGGCGGGCCGCGCGGCGCGCGUCAGCGGCAUUGUUGGAGGUGCGGGCGGCAGCACCCGGCCGAAAGGUGCAAGUUUCGGCAAUAUACUUGUGAUCUGUGCAUGGCGAAAGGCCAUUUAAAGAACAUGUGCAAAAAUGUGAGUGAGCGUCCUAGUCAGUUUACGAAGAAGAAGAAGAAUCAGUUUUUUUUAGAAGCUGAAACGGAGAACGACGAUAGUGAUUUUUAUAACAUACAGGUUGAUGGCGUUGCGGAUAAACCGUAUGUAGUACAAAUUUUUAUACAAAGUGUACCUAUAAAUUUUGAAGUCGAUACGGGUAGUAAAAUAUCAGCAAUCAAUGAACAUAUGUUUAAAAUGUAUUUUCAAUCUUGUGAAGUGUUUGAAUGUAAUUUAACCUUAAGGUCCUAUACGGGGAAUGUGAUCAAACCCAUCGGUUUUAUUAGAGUUCUAGCGCGGUAUGUUAAUUGUAAUGGCGAGGAGCGCACGGCGCGGGCGCUACCGCUGUACGUCAUACCGGGCGGUGGUCCGCCGAUACUAGGCCGGGCGUGGCUGCGACAUUUACAGCUGAAUAAUAUCAGCAUAAGGUUAAAUCAUUUGGGACAACCGAACACGGUUGAUGAGACGGAGCAGAUCAUUUUAAAUUUUAAACAAGAAUUUUCUGAUGUUUUUGCCCCCGGAUUGGGUACUUGUACUAAAAAGUUUUCGUUACGGCUGAAAGAUGAUGAACCAGUUUUUCAUAAAGCACGCAAUCUACCGCUAGCGUUGCGUGAACCUGUAGAAAAGGAGAUUCAACGUUUAGUUAGUCAGGGCACUAUUGUCAGAGUGGAAAAUUCGGAUUAUGGGACCCCAAUCGUCCCCGUUAUCAAGAAAUGUGGCAGUAUUCGAAUAUGCGGCGACUAUAAGGUCACUAUCAAUCCUAAAUUGAAGCGCGAACCGUACCCGUUGCCGCGUAUUGAAGAGUUGUAUAGCAUACUGAGCGGAGGGAUUUUUUUUAGUAAGAUAGACUUGGCUCACGCUUACGAACAGGUAAUUUUAACCGAGGAUUCCCGACCGUGCACAGCAAUCAGUACACAUGUAGGCACUUUUCAGUAUAUUCGUACCCCGUACGGUUUAAGUUGUAUACCGGAAAAAUUCCAAAAGAUGAUGGAGGAAGUAGUAAGAGGGGUACCGAAUACGGUCGUAUUUUUGGAUGACAUUUGCGUUGCGGGUGCUGACUUUAAAAGUCAUCUCCGGAACUUGCGUGAGGUAUUUCAGAGGUUGCAAAAAGUAGGGCUAAGAAUCAAGUUUGAAAAAUGUGAAUUCUUUAAAUCAGGCGUCUGCUACCUCGGUCAUAUUAUCGACAGGGACGGCCUACGGCCGGACCCCAAGAAGAUCAGAGCCAUUGCCGAAUCACCCCGUCCCACUGAUGUUCAACAGCUCAAGGCGUUGGUAGGUCUCGUUAACUAUUACGGAAAAUUUAUACCUAAUCUGAGUAAUUUAUUACAUCCACUUUACGAGCUAUUUAAAAAAAAUCGUCCUUGGAACUGGAGUGCAAAUUGUGAAAUGGCCUUAAAGAAAGUAAAAAAUAUUUUACUUAGCGAUAAAAUCUUAGCUCACUACGAUCCCACCUUGCCUAUAGUGUUGAGCGUGGACAGCAGUGCUUACGGGGUCGGGGCGGUGCUGGCGCACCGGUACCCGGACGGCUCGGAGCGACUGAUAUGCUGCGCGUCGCGAACUCUGAACGCGGCGGAGAAAUCGUACAGCCAGCUCGAUAAGGAGGCACUGGCGAUAUUUUUCGGUGUCACAAAGAAUCACCAGUACCUUUAUGGUAGAAGUUUUGUUAUUCGUACGGAUCAUAAGCCUUGUCCUAUAUUUUCGGAGAGAAACUGGAACGGGCCCGCGGACUGUCUCUCGCGGUUGCCAUUACCUCAGAACGGCAAUGAUAACUCUGUGGAUGCAUAUUCAUAUUUGUGUUUUUUAGAAAGCGCGUUCCCUGUGAAUCAUAAAGACAUAGCGGAGGCGGUUAAAAUAGAUCCCGUUUUGCGAAACGUUUAUAAAUAUAUAAUUUUCGGUUGGCCUUCAAAUACAGAUGUCGUUCAAGAAAAGCCUUAUUUUAAUCGCAAAGAUAAUUUGUACGUAGACUCUGGUUGUAUUAUGUAUAACUACAGAAUAGUCAUACCGCCCAAGUUCCGCCAAUAUAUUUUAAACGAGUUACAUGAGGGUCAUUUAGGGGUUGUCAAAAUGAAAAACACAGCCCGGAGCUACGUAUAUUGGCCGGGCUUGGACGGUGACGUUGAGCAAAUAUGUAAAAGCUGCGCGGCGUGCCAGCAGCAGCGCGACGCGCCACCGCACGCGCCGCUCACGCCCUGGGAGUUCCCCGCGCGGCCCUGGCAGCGCUUACAUUACUUAAUUAUUGUUGAUGCGUACAGCAAAUGGAUUGAAGUUUUUCAAUUAAAUAGUACUGCUGCGAAGUUCGUAAUUUCUAAAUUUAGAGAAAUAUUUGCUCGAUUUGGUUUACCACUUCAAGUCGUCACAGAUGGGGGGCCUCCGUUCGGUUCCCAUGAAAUAAAGGAAUAUUUUAAUAGGAACGGUAUCAUCCAUAACAUCACUAGUCCGUAUAGACCUAAGGGCAACGGCGCCGCCGAGAAUGCUGUUAAAACUGUCAAACGCUGUAUUAAAAAGGCUUGUUUCGAAGGGGUAGAAAUCGAUGCUGCAAUAAAUAAAAUGUUGUUUAAUUAUAGAAACUGCGAGCAAGCUACUACCGGCGUAGCACCAGCAGUAGCAUUGAUCGGACGGAGAUUGAGGGGUCGUUUGGAUAUUCUACGGCCAGAUGUUGCAUCACGUGUCCGCAGUAAGCAACUUGUGCAAAUUGAGCGCGCUGGUGGCACGCAGCGUGAGGUUCAGCGUGGAGAUAAUGUGUUUAUUAGAAAUUAUGGCAGAGAUAAAACGAAGUGGGUUGAAGGUCAGGUGAGCGAUCAGGUAGGGCCUUCUUCGUUUGAAGUUAAUGUGCCGCAUGGCACGGUAAGGAGGCAUAUUGAUCAAAUUAUUAAACCUGCUAGGGCCUCUAAGCGCUACUCGCUCACAUGCACCUCCAAAGACACCAAUGGUGACAUGACGUCAGACUUUGAUAUUUUACCCGAGCAACCUGUGACGGCACAGAAUUCAGAAAUAAUAUCGGGACCGGAGAGGAAGGAUCACAGUUCUGACGUUCAGUCUGUUGUUAAAGAUCAGGUAGAGGAUGAUAAGUACGAACUAGCGUCCACCUCCCCAGUGCCGGGCACAGACUUCUCGGAGGAGAAAGGCUAUGUAGAGCUUAAAACCAUCAUACUACGUUUGACCGGCAUAGGCUUAGCAAGCUCACGAAUUAAGGCCCCAAAAUCGUGA
Messenger RNA from Pararge aegeria (speckled wood butterfly), 4092 nucleotides. RefSeq lists its product as uncharacterized. Gene Ontology annotation, biological process: DNA integration. NCBI's taxonomy places the organism in Eukaryota, Metazoa, Arthropoda, Insecta, Lepidoptera, Nymphalidae. The record is from RefSeq and is a predicted model, not a curated record. Bases 115 to 4092 code for a protein of 1325 amino acids. Gene Ontology annotation, molecular function: nucleic acid binding. The transcript has 3 exons.